Messenger RNA from Phaeodactylum tricornutum CCAP 1055/1, 336 nucleotides. RefSeq lists its product with no specific name. NCBI's taxonomy places the organism in Eukaryota, Bacillariophyta, Bacillariophyceae, Surirellales, Neidiaceae. The record is from RefSeq and is a predicted model, not a curated record. The annotation marks the transcript as partial. The transcript has a single exon.
AAAGUGAUUGGCUUGUAUUUCAGCGCCGAUUGGUGCGGUCCUUGUCGACAAUUUACUCCCGAACUCGCAUCCUUCUAUAAAAAGAUGAACUCACGACGUGGAAAGCAAGAUGAGUUUGAAAUUGUGUGGGUUUCGAGAUGCCGAGAUGUGGACAGCUAUGGCCAAUACUUCACCCAGAUGCCUUGGAUUGCCAUGCCACCAGAAGAAGCCAUGGGAGAGCGUGGCCAGAUGCUAAGCAACAAAUACAAAGUCAAGGGAAUCCCGUCGCUUGUUCUUUUAGACGACCUUGGUAAUGUCAUUACAACAGAUGCGCGGAACAAGAUCCCACAGGACAAG